AUGCAAACAUGUAUGCACAAAACACAAAUAUAUGUGUAAAUCUAAAACCCUAAUCCCCCUUUGUCUUUCAUCAUCUCUCCUACUGAGACUGAGCUGAAACAACAAUGGCGAUGAACAUAAUCUUCAACCGAUCUCGACCUCUUCUCCUGAGAACCCUCAAACCAAUCUUCUCCAAACCCAUCUCCACCUCCCCAUUUCUCUCUCAACAACCCCAACCCCUCUCCCCUGAUCCACCCACCCCGGCCCCAUCCUCCCAAACCUCCUCAGCUACCUGGACCCACCCCCCUGGGUCCACCCAUUCUCUGGUCCCACUUGACUUUCUACAGACCCAUGUUGUCAAACUUGAGAGAAUUGCAGAGUCCUUGGAUUUGGAGUCGAUAAAGGAGCUUUUUGCUGAUUGGAUGACAUUGCAGAAAUGGCAUGAUAUGAAGAAGGUGUUUGAGCAUUGGAGCAGUUGUUAUGAUAAGAAUGGGAAGCUCAAUAAGCCUGAUGUGGGGUUGUAUAAUCAUUAUUUGAAAGCUAAUUUGAUGUUGAAAGCGUCGCCUAGUCAGUUGCUUGAGUUGGUUUCUGGGAUGGAAAGCUUAGGGAAUUUGAUUCUCAAGACUAUGUAUCUCUAUAAGGAGGUCGAUACUGCUGUCCAAUUGCUUGAUAGGAUGAUCGAGUCAGAAAAAGAGACAGAUAAAGGCAGUGAACAAGAUGUAGUCUGUAGGCCUGAUGAUGAGUCCUUGGAUUUGGAGUCGAUAAAGGAGCUUUUUGCUGAUUGGAUGACAUUGCAGAAAUGGCAUGAUAUGAAGAAGGUGUUUGAGCAUUGGAGCAGUUGUUAUGAUAAGAAUGGGAAGCUCAAUAAGCCUGAUGUGGGGUUGUAUAAUCAUUAUUUGAGAGCUAAUUUGAUGUUGAAAGCGUCGCCUAGUCAGUUGCUUGAGUUGGUUUCUGGGAUGGAAAGCUUAGGGAAUUUGAUUCUCAAGACUAUGUAUCUCUAUAAGGAGGUCGAUACUGCUGUCCAAUUGCUUGAUAGGCUGUUAAGAGUGGGAACUAACAAAAAUAAUGUGUGCUUCUUGCUUCAAUUUCAUAUGUAUAUACAUAAGUUAAAAAACUAAGGAUGAUCGAGUCAGAAAAAGAGACAGAUAAAGGCAGUGAACAAGAUGUAGUCUGCAGGCCUGAUGAUGAGUCACUGGAAACAAAGAUGAAGUAGGUUCUAAAAAAAUUUAAUUAUAUAUUUACAAAAGAUGGAGACAAUAAAUAUUCUUACCACCAGUGCAUACUCCAAAAUAAGCCUUGUUCUGUAUAUCAUCCAUUAGUUGUUCUAGCUUCAAGCGAAAUACUCGUGCAACAAUGUCUGGAUUGUCUACUGAUUUUGCUUCCAAAGGAAUAAGUUUCAACAUCUGAUUUAUUUCA
Molecule: messenger RNA, 1395 nt
Organism: Daucus carota subsp. sativus
Lineage: Eukaryota; Viridiplantae; Streptophyta; Magnoliopsida; Apiales; Apiaceae
Product: pentatricopeptide repeat-containing protein At1g26460, mitochondrial
Exons: 4
Coding region: 105-1097 (330 amino acids)
Source: RefSeq, a predicted model, not a curated record